Molecule: messenger RNA, 2790 nt
Organism: Seminavis robusta
Lineage: Eukaryota; Bacillariophyta; Bacillariophyceae; Naviculales; Naviculaceae
Source: the annotation of a GenBank genome assembly
AUGGAAAAGGAAAUAGUAGAAGACCAUGAGCAUGAUGCACAAGAAGAGACCAAGGCAAUGGCAAAAGCAGCAACACAGGAGGAGACGACGGGUGUUGAUCAUGACACCAACAACAAAGUUUCCAAGAUGGAUAUUCUUGAUAAUGCCAAACCAACGGCGACUGACAAUGUUGCCUCUAAACCAAAAACGUUAGACUCCACUCUAGAGAAAGAUGACAUUUUAAAGGAGACCCUCUCGCCUGCCAAACAAGAGGAAACACCUGGACCAUUUGACUGUGAGGCAGCCACUGUGGCAGCUUCUACAGUGGCAGAGCCCUUGAUAUUGCUGAGGGAUGGGAGACAACGACAGCAGGUAUCUCGUCCUGGAGCGUACAUGGGAGCACCUGGAGAAGAUUUGCAACGCACAACAACUCUGAACUAUGACCUGGUCAAUGCUGGUAGGGACACUUCUAGACCCAUGGAAAUGCCCCGAAUUGUGCACAGUACCGUUUGUAGUGGUGCACAACUGGCACAAGCAAAUCCUGUAGAAGAUGACGACACUGGCAACUUGAUGCAUGCCAAUCCAGUCGAUCUGGAAGCCGCCCAGCGUCGGCAACAAGAACAGAAGAGUCAACAGCAAUUCGGAAUUGCCGCAUUGAUGUGGUUGCUACUUGCUGUGGCCAUUAUUGUGGGGUUUGUGGUUGGAACCCAGAAACAAAAAGAGCCAGAUGUUAUCAGUUCCACAGAGACACCCACUGCCUAUGGUUCCAUGGAACCUUCCAAAGUGCCAACGUCCGCCCCUACAGGCGUUCUUGAUUGGCUUUUGGAUAACCUACCAGAGUACACCUUGGCCAGCAUCAACGAUGGCAGUGAAACCCCCCAAUGGAAAGCAUGGAAUUGGCUUGCCAAUCAUCAAAACGUCACAUUUCUUCCAGAGUGGAGAAAAAUGCAACUCUUUGCCCUUUCUACGUUCUUUUAUGCUUUCGAGGGAGAAAAUUGGAACCCUCUCAUAAAGGAGCGAUGGAUGGAUGAAAGAAAGGGGGAGUGCGAGUGGUUCUCCAGUGGAUUUGGGGUUUUUUCGUUCAGCGUCUACCGUCCAAUACCAGACUCCUCAAGAGUUGAUUCAUGUGAUGGCCAUGGGAAAUUCACCUCUCUUUGGCUAUCAGGCCUCCACCUUUCAGCGGGUUUGACACCUGUGGUUCCGCCCGAGAUUGAACUCUUGACGUCCCUGUCCCGCUUUGCUUUGGAAAAUAUUGAUAUUGCAAUGACAUUGUCUGAUAUGCUACCAACUGCAUUCUAUGAAAUGUCUUCCUUGACUUCUUUGAUAUUUUCCAGGGAUCAGCUGCAAGGCAGCAUUCCUACAGCAUUCUACAAAAUGACUUCCUUAGUGGAAUUGGAUUUGCUCGGAAAUCAGCUCACUGGCACAAUUGCGACAGAGUUUGCUAUGCUUGAUGCUUUGGUUGAUCUUCGAUUGGUUGUCAAUCAGUUCACAGGCCAGAUUCCAUCAGAUGUCGGGCAGAUGACUGCUUUGGACCAAAUUGAUUUGGAAUCAAACGAAUUGUCAGGUCCGAUUCCUACCGAAAUGGGACUACUGUCGGCUUUGACAAGAUUAGCUCUUCAUUACAAUCUGCUUACUGGCCAGCUCCCAACAGAAAUUUGGCGGUUGUCCUCUUUGAAAGAUCUUUUAAUGGGUGCUAAUGGUUUGACAGGUCAAAUUGCCACAGAGUUUGGACAGCUAAGCUUUUUGAAAAAGUUUGAUCUAGGCCAUAAUCAGUUCAAAGGGAAGAUCCCAUCAGAGUUUGGAUUGAUAUCAUCUAUGAGUGAGGUUGCUACGGGUUUAGGUGGUAUCUGGGUAGAGCGAAAUCAGCUCACUGGACAGCUGCCUACAGAACUGGGACAGCUGUUUUCUUUGUAUCGGCUCUCUUUUUAUGAAAAUGAACUAACAGGUCAGAUUCCUGCAAAUUUCGGGUCUCUGACCAAUUUGAGGACGCUUCUUGGAUCUGAAAACUUCUUUGGUGGAUCGUUACCAAGUGACAUUGGGUUGUCGACCUUACUGUUGACGCUUGAUCUUUCCAGCAAUCAUUUGACCGGAACACUCCCGAGUGAGAUUGGCUCCAUAUCAUGGCACACCUUGUUGCUUCAAAACAACUCCCUCACAGGAACUCUUCCGCAGGAACUGAAUUCCUCUGGUAUUGCCAAUCUCAGACUUGAUGGGAAUGAAUUCUCAGGGAUAGUUCCAGAACACCUUUGUUCUUUUCUGUGGUGCGAUUAUUGUUCCACAAACUAUACUUCUCCUGUGUCGACCUGUGUGGACCUGCAGACAUUCCCAGCCUGGCCAGGAAGGUUUCCACCCAUGUGUUUGGAACGAUGUACCAACAACAUUGUGCUCAACAUGCAACUUGAUGCGCAAGCCGCUGCAAUUUCUUGGGGCUGGCAGGAGAAAACAAGUGUGUUUGGCGUUUGGAACCAACUGGAAGGAUCGAGCAGGAUUCCUUUUGGUCAGUAUUCCCUGAACUCCUUCCUUCUUGAUGUCACCCCAAACACGGCGUAUCAGCUUGUUGUAUCUGAUCUUUUUGGUAAUGGCAUUUCUGAUGAUGGAGAUUCCAGUGAGUUGGAACCCGGUAUGUACCCAGGUUGGAUUUCACUGACUGCAGCCAAUGAAACAGUCCUCUUUUCAUUUGGCAAUGAUGCUUUCUCUGAAUUGAUGGUGGAUGUUUUAGUUGGACCUGAUGGGUCUGUCCAAAUCACAAAUACCACCACUGUCUUGAAUCGAUGCAUUAUCACUGAUGUAGGACUAGAAUGUGAUGAUUAA